Myodes glareolus (Bank vole) is the source of this 1203-nucleotide messenger RNA. Lineage: Eukaryota; Metazoa; Chordata; Mammalia; Rodentia; Cricetidae. The record is from RefSeq and is a predicted model, not a curated record.
AUGGCGGGCGAGGGAAUUGGGGUUCUGGAGCUGGCCGCCCAUUUGCCACCUGGGCAAGAGCAGGAUGUGCACCUCGUCCAGGCAUCCAGCGCCCCUGGAGCUGGGGCACAGGGAUCCUCCAACCCCGCAGCCAGCCCCGGGACCGCAUUGCCUUCCCCAGAAAACACUGGAGAGGCCCCCACCUCCAGCGUCCUGAGCCCGGAGGGCAGUAUGCAGGGAUGGGGGACUCAGGUGGGGACCGGAGGGAAGGCCCAGGAAGUGACGACUGAGGAGGCCACUGCUGUGGAGGUGGGGGAGAAGCUGGAGUGGGUUGCAGAGGCCCAAGCAAACUUGGGGAUUCUGGACCUAGGGGCCCUUAUCGUAGACCCGCUGGAGGCCAUCCAAUGGGAGCUGGAGGUCAUGAGUGCCCAGGCUGACGGGGCCUACCUUCCGCUGGAGCGCAGGUUUGGGAGGAUGCGCCGUUUGCACCUAGCCCGCCGGAGCUUCAUCAUUCAAAACAUUCCAGGCUUUUGGGUCACUGCCUUCCUGAACCACCCACAGCUGUCAACCAUGAUCAGCCCUAGGGAUGAAGACAUGCUUGGCUAUUUGAUGAAUUUGGAGGUGAGGGAGCUCAGACACACCAGAACAGGUUGCAAGUUCAAGUUCCUGUUUGGGAGCAACCCCUACUUCCAAAAUGAGAUGAUAGUGAAGGAGUAUGAGUGUAGACCUUCAGGCCGGGUGGUGUCCAUGGCGACUCGCAUCCGCUGGCACCGAGGCCAGGAACCUCCGGCCUUGGUGAACAGGAACCGUGAUACCAUGCGAAGCUUCUUCAGCUGGUUUUCACAGCAUAGCCUUGCAGAGACUGACAGGGUGGCCCAGAUCAUUAAAGAUGACCUGUGGCCCAACCCUUUGCAGUACUACUUACUGGGGCAAAGGCCCUACAGAGCUAGACCAGGCUUUGCAAGGUGGUCGCCAGAGGCUCUACGUAGGCCCUAUGCGUUCCAGUCUGGCUAAGUCCUGCUCCAAUACAUGGCGCCUCCAUAGGACUACUCCUCUGCCUGUGAGCCUACCUAUGUUCAUGUCAGAGCUCUGCUGUUUGCUUCCUCUCUUGUGAAUUCUGGCUCUUCAGCAUGUUUGGUGGACUCAGGGCCAAAGUUGUGACAUUGUGUGAUCUCAUAUGCCACUGCAUUUAGAGUGGGCACCCAACGCUAUGGACUUGUACUA